CCACUCCCGAUCCCGCCAUAUCCCGGCGGCCAUUCCCCCAUGUAUAUAUACAGGUCGUUGUGUCUGUCCGUCAUAUUGUGGCCCUUGAGCUGUCAACAUGAAAGCUUUCAUUGUAUUCGCCGUCUGCGUUGUAUUGGCUCAGGCCCUGACGGAUGAGCAGAAGGAGAAACUGAAGAAGCACAGGAGCGAGUGCCUCGCGGAGACAAAACCCGAUGAACAAUUAGUGAACAAACUCAAAACUGGUGAUUACAAGACCGAGAACGAACCUCUCAAGAAAUAUGCCCUGUGCAUGCUAAUCAAGUCCGAACUGAUGACCAAGGACGGCAAGUUCAAGAAGGACGUUGCUCUUGCUAAGGUGCCCAACGCAGCCGACAAGCCCGCCGUCGAGAAGCUGAUCGACGCCUGCCUCGCCAACAAGGGCAACACCCCCCACCAGACCGCGUGGAACUACGUCAAAUGCUAUCACGAGAAGGACCCCAAACACGCGAUCUUCCUGUAAACCGGCAAUGAACAUCGAACAUUCGAAAUUAACGUAUUUUCAUUCGCAUCCAUGAAAAUCAUAUAUUUUACUUACCUUGAGAAACGUCACCGUCUCUGACGCUUCCGAAGUUGUGACGUCACAACGAGAUCUGUGACGUAAUUAUUGUACCAUCCUAUCAUUCGUAAAUGCAUCAGUAACACAAAAACUUUUUCAUUGAAUAAUCAAUGAUCGAUCAAAUUCAAAUUUAUUUCAUCGUUUCGUUUCAUCAUUUUCAAUCAUUGUUCAAAACGCUAAUCGCGUUUUGUUUUUACAUUGUGACUGAGUAACAAACAGGGUUUUGAACUAAAUAGUCGUUGGGUUAACACAAAAUACUUACGGGUUUACCGUUACUGCCUACACGAAUUUACUAUUAUAGUUCAAUAAUAAAAUUUUGAAUGUAAAA
Messenger RNA from Galleria mellonella (greater wax moth), 923 nucleotides. RefSeq names its product general odorant-binding protein 56a. The record is from RefSeq and is a predicted model, not a curated record. Gene Ontology annotation, molecular function: odorant binding. Gene Ontology annotation, biological process: sensory perception of smell. The transcript is spliced from 4 exons. The coding region runs from base 98 to 499 and encodes 133 amino acids. NCBI's taxonomy places the organism in Eukaryota, Metazoa, Arthropoda, Insecta, Lepidoptera, Pyralidae.